Molecule: messenger RNA, 1356 nt
Organism: Cyphellophora attinorum
Lineage: Eukaryota; Fungi; Ascomycota; Eurotiomycetes; Chaetothyriales; Cyphellophoraceae
Exons: 3
Coding region: 1-1356 (451 amino acids)
Source: RefSeq, a predicted model, not a curated record
AUGGGCUGUUCUCAAACAUACCGCAUCAUUACCGUCUGCGUAUCCAGCGCCUGGACGGUUCUAGCACAUGGAGAGGACGAGUCCCAUUCUCACAUCACCGAGAUCAGCGAGAUUCCAGAAGCAAGCGACACCUACUUCCGGGUGCCGACGGCAUCGGGCAUUCUGUACGGUCAUGUCGGGCUGAUGCUGCUUGCCUGGGUAGGCUGCUACCCGAUCUUCCUGACAUUGGAUGUCGCACGCUCGAAGUACGCCUAUUCGGCCCAAAUACUCUUCCUGGUACUCAACGCGAUCGGAACAGUCUUUGGCCUCGCGUACAAGAGCAAGACACCCGAUCUGUAUCCCGGCAGCGUUCAUGGCACAAUCAGCUGGUUGAUGACAGCAGCCGCAGUCGCACAGCUCCUCCCAAGACUGCUGCGGAGCUACCUGGACCACAAGUCUACAGGGACCGACCCAGCGUUGCUACAGCGUGAGGCACAAUCACUCAUGUACGCACCGGUGCCCGAAGAAAUCUUCAACGGCUUAGCGCAUUUCAUCAAGGGCGGUAUCUUCUUCGGGUUCGGCAGCUUGACCUUGUGGUACUGGAUGCGCAGCUAUCUACGCAUGGAGUCGGAUUCAAGUACGAAGUACAUGCCAGACCAGAACCACCAGCCGAGAUCAAGUCGAGGUUUCACGCUCGAAAGGCUGGAAUGUUCGCUCAUCCUCAUCUACGGUGUCACAAACGUCUUCCUUGAACAUCUGUCCGGCUGGGGCAAGGCAUGGACGGCGCAGGAUCUCGAGCACGUCGCAAUUUCGGUUUUGUUCAUUGGCGGUGGAUUGUGCGGUCUGAUGAUCGAAUAUCAAGGAUACGGAAAAGUCACUAGACACGAGCCAAACACGCCCGAUGCAUCCUAUCCCACCGCCGAAAAGCACACUACAACGACGACGAUCUCAAUCAACCCGAUCAACCCGCUGAUCAUCUUCCUCUUGGGCAAGAUACUGGCUGGUCACGGUCAAGACACCGGCCAGUCCACAAUGAUGCAUUCAUGGGUUGGAAAUCUUCUCGCAGGAGCCGCCGCGGCACGAAUCCUCACAUACCUCCUGAUGUACUUGGCGCCGCCCUCGUCAAGCUCAUCUGCCCGAGCGCCAUCGGAAUCAGUCACGUCGUUUUGUCUGAUGACGGCGGGCCUCAUGCUCAUGGCGAGUAACUCGGAUACAGUUGACGCAAUGAUCCGAUACAAAGUCAACGCAAUGAUGGUCGCUACGAUGGCGAUGAGCACGACUGCAGCCUCGAUGGCAUGGUUCAUGGCGCUUUUCGCGGUGGGACAGUGGGCUCGAGGGACAAAGGCACGGAGUAGGUCGGGUGUCGGCGUCCAGUAA